UAGGAUUUACAGUCAGCUGUUUUGACGUAACUCUCGCUCGGCAUAUUACUGUCUAUUAAACAAAACCGAUUUUAAAUAAUUGUAAUUUAAAAAUGGUGCGUUUAAAUAUAGUCAAUCUGACAAAACGUGUGCCUCUCAUCCAAUUUCGGAAGGGAGGUUUAGCUUUGACAAACAAACCAGCGGCAAGUCAACAGGCAAGUUCAAAGGAUUCCGGAGCCAAAAAGACUUCUGGAGGACCAGCAAUUGAGGAUUGGGAACUGCCUGCGCGCUUCGCUCGCAAGCCGAUCGAUCCCUUGGAGGCAGAGUACAUCAACAAUGGCGGAAUACCCAACUGAAAUGGCUCUCCAAACACUGCUUAAAAUAAAUUGUAAUAGUAAAACCUUGUAAACACAUCGUAAUGUAUUGCUUGUAUGCUUGACAGCUGUUUUGACAUUCACAAGCAAACCUAGCCAUCAUAUGUUUUGUAUAAAUUUUGGUAAAGUUAAUUAAAUUACAAGAA
This is a messenger RNA of Drosophila navojoa, 499 nucleotides long. RefSeq lists its product as uncharacterized. Gene Ontology annotation, biological process: 2-oxoglutarate metabolic process. The record is from RefSeq and is a predicted model, not a curated record. NCBI's taxonomy places the organism in Eukaryota, Metazoa, Arthropoda, Insecta, Diptera, Drosophilidae.